UAGUGGUUUCAUAUUUUCACUUCACUAGCUUGCGUUAUUUACGUUGUUUAUUUCGUUUGUUUAUUUUUGUAUUCAAAGUAUUUAUAAAUAAAUAGUAAAAAAUGGCAAACAUUGCAAAACUAUUCUUGCUGCUGUGCUCCAUAGCGACCAUCAGCUACACGUUCUACGUGUUUGGACGCUUCACAUCUUUCCUCUCCACACCGCGCUCCAUUUCAAAGGCACACACCUGGAUCUUUAAUUUACUCGACAAUAAAUCGCGUUUGGAGACCGCAUAUGGACCUAUUGUGCUUGAUACGCUCUACGUUAUUGGCUUCAUCUUUCAGCACAGCUUCCUUAAGUCAGCCUUUGUGAAAAAUCUCCUACGCAAACUGGGCUUGGCCACUGCAGAGAGAACUAUUUACGCUCUGACGUCAUCGCUGUGUUUACAUCAUCUAGUUACGAACUGGCUGCCAGCCCCCUCCAUAGUGCUUUGGCAGUUCGAUGUCGAUGAAUCCCCAGCUCUUUGGUGGACUUUCCUCAUUUUCCAUGCCAUCUGCUGGCUCGUCAUUUUUGGUGGCUGUGCCAUGAUGGACUUGCAGGAUUUGCUGGGCAUCAAGCAGGCGUACUACAGUCUACACAACUACUCACUGCCGUCUGCUUACAAGUCACCCGAGCUGCAUCAGCUGUAUUCACAUGUGCGUCAUCCAUCCUUCGUGGGCUUCACUUUGAUUCUCUUCGUAACGAAUGUGAUGAGCGUGGAUCGGCUGCUGCUUGCUGUACUGCUCACCAGUUACAUGUUUGUGGCCUGGUCCACCGAUCAAAAGGACGUGUUUUACCAGAAAGUGCAGCUGGAGCGCAAGAAGCGCCAGUUGAAGGCGUUCUAAGAGCUAUUCACUCAAUUGCAAACUCUUGGUCUCGAUUGCAGCCUUCUCGUAUAGUCUUAAGUAUUUUAUUCUAACCCAUGUUUGUAUUUCAUCAAUAAAUCACUAACUCAUGCGCACCAUUGA
Messenger RNA from Drosophila albomicans, 986 nucleotides. Its product is annotated as nurim homolog. Gene Ontology annotation, cellular component: nuclear membrane. The transcript is spliced from 2 exons. The coding region runs from base 102 to 863 and encodes 253 amino acids. NCBI's taxonomy places the organism in Eukaryota, Metazoa, Arthropoda, Insecta, Diptera, Drosophilidae. The record is from RefSeq and is a predicted model, not a curated record.